This is a messenger RNA of Prunus armeniaca (apricot), 936 nucleotides long. NCBI's taxonomy places the organism in Eukaryota, Viridiplantae, Streptophyta, Magnoliopsida, Rosales, Rosaceae. The record is from the annotation of a GenBank genome assembly.
AUGGGUUCCUCAAGAUUGCUAAUUUUCUUCAUUCUUCCUGUACUCUUGGUCUUGGACCCUCUUGUUCCUGCCAUAGCGGAUGACCAAGACAGCCACACUGUUUGCACGGAGACAGCAGACUACUGCUGGAGCUGCUCCAAUACUAACAACACCUUCAACAAUGGCAACAUCUACAAACAAAAUCUCAACUUCCUCCUCUCCUCUUUCCCUUCCAACGCCCAAAUCAAUUCCAGGUUUUACAAUUUUUCUCUGGGACAAGCCCCCAACACAGGGAACGCAAUUGCCGUAUGCAGAGGGGACGUUGCACUCAAAGAUUGCCUUACCUGUUUCAACGACUCUGUUUCCAUUCUCCUGCAGAACUGUACCAGUACUAAUGAGCAGGAAGCAAUCAUAUGGGCACAGCGCUGUACGGUUCGAUACUCGAACAUCUCGAUUUUGGGUGUGGAUGAAGAUGAGCCUGUUAAGUAUUUGACGAGCCCACAUAGCGUAUCAAACGCUGAACUGUACAAUCAGGUGCUCAACCCCUUAUUUAAAAAUUUAAGCGAGAAAGCUGCAGCAGGGGACUCUGUUUUAAAAUUUGCAGCAGGGCAUGCGCUGGUGCCUGUAACAAAUCAAACUAUAUAUGCAACUGUCCAGUGCAGCCCUGAUUUGGACAAACAAAACUGCAGCGGUUGCCUUGAAGAGUCCAUCUCAGAUAUUCGAAAGUGUUGUGGUGGUGUGGAAGGAGCAAGAGUUCUUAAACCCAGCUGUUAUUUGAGGUUUGAGUCCAAUCCUUUCUAUGAGCCUGGGGCAGAUACCCUAAUAAACCUACCAGGCGAACAAGGAAAUAAUACAAGUGGAAAUAAUACGAGUAACAAUACAACAAAAGUGUCGCCACUGUCGUUCUUCCGAUUGGUAUUGUCAUUGGGCUUUUUAUCAGCAUUUGCAUUCUUGUGA